Messenger RNA from Trifolium pratense (red clover), 1035 nucleotides. RefSeq names its product 1,2-dihydroxy-3-keto-5-methylthiopentene dioxygenase 2-like. NCBI's taxonomy places the organism in Eukaryota, Viridiplantae, Streptophyta, Magnoliopsida, Fabales, Fabaceae. The record is from RefSeq and is a predicted model, not a curated record. The transcript is spliced from 7 exons. The coding region runs from base 109 to 711 and encodes 200 amino acids. Gene Ontology annotation, molecular function: acireductone dioxygenase [iron(II)-requiring] activity.
AUGGGUGUGGUUGGGAAUUAUAAAAUCGCGUAAACAUCAAGCAUUUGCGGGCAUAAACCCGAUCGAUAGAAGAAUAACAACUCAAAACUCUUUAUCAUCAUCAUCGUCAUGGUUUCCUCCAACAAGGAUCCCCGAGAAGAAGUUAUUCAAGCAUGGUAUAUGGAUGAUAGCAAUGAAGAUCAACGACUUCCCCAUCACAAAGAACCCAAAGAGUUUGUCUCAUUGGAUCAACUUGCUGAACUUGGAGUUCUUAGCUGGAAAUUAGAUGCCGAUAACCCUGAUACAGAUCCAGAGCUGAAAAAGAUCCGUGAAGAACGCGGUUACUCGUACUUGGAUGUUUGUGAGGUCUGCCCAGAAAAGUUGCCAAAUUAUGAAGAGAAGAUCAAAAGCUUCUUUGAGGAGCAUCUGCACACUGAUGAGGAGAUCCGCUAUUGUGUUGCUGGAAGUGGUUAUUUUGAUGUGAGGGAUCGCAAUGAGGCUUGGAUCCGUGUAUUGGUGAAGAAAGGAGGACUGAUCAUUUUACCUGCUGGAAUUUAUCACCGUUUUACAUUGGAUGAGAGCAAUUAUAUUAAGGCUUUGCGAUUUUUUGUUGGUGAACCAGUUUGGACUCCAUACAAUCGCCCACAUGAUCAUCUCCCUGCAAGAGGGCAAUAUAUCAAGACUUUCGUGGAGAAAGAUGUUGCCAACCAUACUGUUGACACCACUGCUUAAGAUUCGGUUCUGCCUGAUUGUAACAUCGGAUAGAAAGGACUAAGGCUUUGAUACUAAAAUGAAGUUUGAAAAAAAUAAUGGUCUCUAUGUCAAAGAGGUUCAUCCUUUUAUGUUGUGGUAUGUGAGUAACCUUAAAGUCUUGAUGUUACAUACUAUAGUAUAUCCAUGGUGUUUGUUGUCUGUGUUGUAUAAAAAGUUGCAUUUACAAGUAUUGUUAUCAGUACUGGGGACUGAAUAAACAUUCAUAAAUAAAAUGUUAAUGUAUUGUAUUGUGCUGUAUUGGUUGCAAUCGACUUUUAAAGGAGUUUGAGCGUGUUUGUUUAA